AUGAUUCGAUGGAUCAUCGUCUCACUUUUUAUAUUACUGGAAAGAUCGCAGGUAGUUUUGAAAACAAAGUUCAAGAAGAAAUUUAUUUUCUGAAAAAAAAUCUUAUAUGGUAAUGGUUUUCAGCUUGUGGGUGUAAUCAGUAACCCUAGACUCCUAGGCCUUGUUCUUGAGCCCAGGGCUUUAGGUCAUAGGUUUUAAUUUUAACAUUCAUAAAUGUUCAAUAGUUAGAAUAAGUAAUUUCAGAAGUUCUGAUUUUUUUCAACACUGAAAAUCUGAAAAUAAUUUGCUGACUAUAAAAAUAAUCUUCCAAAAAUUUCCUAGAGAUAUCAAGAUCAAAAAUAUUUUCCGUAAUUGUUUUUAAUUCUUAUAGUCCAAUGUUCUAAACCAAACUACCUUACCUCUAGUUUCUGAUAAAAAUUUCAACCUGACCCAACAUCAGAACCAUCACAUGUUUCCCUUAUCACAAACAAGUUCUCGUAAUUAAGACGAUUCAAUUAAAAUUUAUGAGAAAAAUCGAAAAAUGAUCUCUCUACUUCAUUUUCCAGGCAAUUAAACCAUUUUCAGGCACGUGAUUGUGGCAUACCUCCAAAUUUGGCAGAAUUUCCAGACUUUGCACGGGAAGAAAUAAAGGAGAUUUGGUUGGUAGAAAACAUUAGAGGAUUAGAACAAAGUUAUUUAAUUUCAGGAGAAAUUAUGUGCCUGGAACUGUGUGUCAAAGAGAGCUGGAUAUUGAGAAAGAUAUUUUAGAUGUUAUCAAAACUUUUGAUUCAGGUAAGUCUUUGAAAGUUAUGCGCUUAUCGGAAAUAAUUAUUACAGAUGCCUCCAAUAACAGCUCCCCUAAAAAACAAGAAGUUGUCUCAACAAAAAUUCGAAGAGAAGAAGAUUAUGAUCAGAUUGCUGUGAGUUCAAUUAACUAACUUCUGAUAAAUUACAGAUAUUUUUCCAGUCGAAUGGUGGGACACCAAUUCCAUUAUUAUCACCCGCACCAAAUUCAAUCAAUAAUGUUCAAAGAAGUGUGUCCGAUUUGAGUAUUGGAGAUGAUUAUAUUGAUCAGGUUUUGACUAAUUUAGUACAUAAGUUUUUUUUGAAGUGCUAAUUUUUCAGACAACAUUUGAUGAUGUUGCAAUGAUGCAAUUUGAUCAUGUAAAAGCACCGUUUCUUCGAACUGUUAGCAAUUCAGUUCGACGAGAGUUUGAAAAAGUUUGGAACGAUGAUAAUAUUCCUAGUGAAUCCUUGAGAAGUUUGAAGGUAAAAAUAACAUUAUUUUUAGAUGGAAAAAACAAGAGCAUUGGAAUUUUUUUAGAUUCAAACAUUAGCGGUAUCAUUGUUGACCGGAAAACAGUUAUCCGAAUAUAAUCGAUGGGCUACAAAAAGAAGGAGAGUUCUCAAGGUAAGUUAUCAUUUUUUUUGCGGUUAGAAAAAAAUGAAAUCGUUUCGAAAAUAAAAGAAGUUCAGAAAUCAGUUUUCAAAAAACUAUCACCAAUUUUUUUUUGAAAUUCAUAUUCUAUUCCAAUAUUUUAUGUUUUGAAAUUGUUUUUUCAAUACAAAAACAGUGCCUCUCUAACAUUCUUUGUCACGAGAGUAAACAUAAGAAAAACCAAGCCACAACAAUAUUUUGAUUUUCCCAUAUAAAGUUCACCAUCGAAAUACCAGUCCUAUCCAAUCCAAAUUCAAUAAAUAAAUCGUUUCAUUUUUCUCAGGCCCGUGAACAAGAAAUGCGCGGACUUUCAUUCGACGCAAAACAAACAUUGCGCAAAAUGAGUAGUUUGAAAGGUAAUCCUUUUUGAAUUGUUUCAUAUUCAUUUUCACACGUUUUUUUCUACAGCUCGAGAUCCCGGAGAACAACUUACAGUUCCAAUUGAGGUCAAAAAAGAGCUUUCAACUUUUGUCAGAAAAUUGAAUCGACGACGAAAUUUGAAACUUGUGCAUUAA
Messenger RNA from Caenorhabditis angaria, 1932 nucleotides. Lineage: Eukaryota; Metazoa; Nematoda; Chromadorea; Rhabditida; Rhabditidae. The record is from the annotation of a GenBank genome assembly.